Triticum turgidum subsp. durum (durum wheat) is the source of this 1455-nucleotide messenger RNA. The record is from the annotation of a GenBank genome assembly. Lineage: Eukaryota; Viridiplantae; Streptophyta; Magnoliopsida; Poales; Poaceae.
AUGGAGGCGCAAGUGUCUUUGCCCCUCAUGGCAAUGGCCCUCCUCCCCCUGCGGCGGCUCAUCUUCCUCCUCUGCUUCUUCUCCGCUCUGCCACGCCGCUGCCGCUUCCUCGCCGCCGAGGCGGCUCCGACGCUCGUCGCCAGCCUUCCAGGCUUCGACGGACCCCUCCCCUUCCGGCUCGAGACCGGGUACGUGACCGUGGACGAGCAGAACGGCGCGGAGCUGUUCUACUACUUCAUCGAGUCGGAGGGCGACCCACGGAGCGAUCCGGUCAUCGUCUGGAUCACCGGCGGCGACCGCUGCAGCGUCCUCAGCGCGCUGCUGUUCGAGAUAGGCCCGUUGAAAUUAGUCGGAGAACCCUACAAUGGCACCAUACCACGGCUGCGGUACCAUCCCUACGCAUGGACCAAAGUUGCCAGUAUUCUGUUCGUGGACUCACCGGUCGGCGCCGGGUUCUCCUUCUCCCGGGACCCAAGGGGCUAUGAUGUUGGAGAAAUCUCUUCUUCUCUGCAGCUCAAAAAGUUUCUCACCAAGUGGUUCACCGAGCAUCCUGAUUGCCUCUCAAAUCCUUUCUACGUCGGAGGAGACUCAUCCGGUGGAAAGAUCGUUCCAUUUCUUGCACAGAAGAUCUCGGAAGAUAUUGAAGCUGGAGUGAGGCCGUUAAUUAAUCUUAAGGGCUAUCUGGUCGGCAACCCGGCUACUGGUGAAUACAACAUUGAUUAUGGAUCAAGAGUGCCAUAUCUUCAUGGAAUGGGCAUAAUUUCAGAUCAGUUGUAUGAGUUGAUAAUGGAGCACUGCCAAGGGGAAGAUUAUAGCAACCCCAAGAAUGCGCUCUGCGCUCAAGUUUUGGACAGGUCCAACCAACUGUGGAAUGAAAUUUCACAUCCACACAUUUUGUAUAAAAAGUGUGUCUAUGCGUCUUCCGGACCAAACGACGGGAGUACAGAAAGAAAGAUCCUAAAGGAGGAAGUAGGAGUACUUAAGCAUCCACCUCCUCGUCCUUCAAUGGGUUGCCAAACAUAUGGUAAUUACCUAUCAUAUUUUUGGGCUAACAACAACCUCACUAGGAAAGCCCUUGGGAUCAAGAAGGGGAGCAAGGACGAAUGGGUGAGGUGCCACGAACGAGAUCUACCUUAUUCUUUGGACAUCAAGAGCACAAUAAAGUAUCAUCAUAAUAUGACGUUAAAAGGUUAUCGUGCACUGGUAUAUAGUGGAGACCAUGAUUCUGUUAUACCGUUUCUGGGUACCCAGUCUUGGGUGCGAUCACUGAAUUUCCCCAUUGUGGAUGAAUGGAGGGCCUGGCAUCUAGAUGGACAGUCCGCAGGAUUCACCAUAACAUACAGAAAUAACCUGACAUUUGCUACGGUAAAGAACGGCGGACACACUGCACCAGAGUUCGAACCAGAGAGAUGCCUCGCUAUGUUCGCGCGUUGGGUUUCCCAUGAGUCGCUAUGA